AUCACAGUUCACAACCUUCCCCUGCUCGUCGUCGUGAACCGCGGUGUACUCAGUCACAGUGUAUCUUACUCAAUUUUUUCACUAGUCGGAAUGCCUACCUUCUCGUCCAACCCGAUCAGCUCGAACCCCAUCCACAGGACCCUGCGCAAACACCCCUCGUUGUUCGGCCUUCCGUUUCUUCUCAUCAUGAUUGGUGCUUCCUAUGGCUUGCAGACAUUCACCCAGACCAGGUAUGAGUUAGCAGACCAGAAGGUCAAGCAGAUCAACAAGGAAGAGGAGUUGGGUAUGAAGAAGGCUCGAAGGAAGUUUGAUAUCAGGGAGGAAUACUUUAGGUUGAGUUCUGCCCAAGACGAGGACUGGGACAAUAAGCGUAUUCCACGACCUGCAGGACUUCCAGAAUGGGGCGUCCCACCAACGGAGCCUCAAAUACCUCCGCGCUCUUCUAGUUCGAAUUCCAAAGCUUGAACCAUUCCCCAAGUUCAAUUGAAGCGAAUCACAUUCAAGAAGCUGAAUAUAUGGAUUGCUGCUAU
Somion occarium is the source of this 530-nucleotide messenger RNA. The record is from the annotation of a GenBank genome assembly. NCBI's taxonomy places the organism in Eukaryota, Fungi, Basidiomycota, Agaricomycetes, Polyporales, Cerrenaceae.